Closterium sp. Naga37s-1 is the source of this 891-nucleotide messenger RNA. The record is from the annotation of a GenBank genome assembly. NCBI's taxonomy places the organism in Eukaryota, Viridiplantae, Streptophyta, Zygnematophyceae, Desmidiales, Closteriaceae.
AUGGCAGCCACCGUGUCCUCCGCGUCGACCGCGCGACUCCAACUUGCGCGAAUCUCCGUGCCGGCCGCGACCGCCGCAUGCCGCCCAGCAGUCGCGGCGCUUUUUCCCGCGCAAAGUCCUGCGCUCAGCCGAGCCGCGACAGUGCCGACUUCCUCUAUAAGCGUUACCACAGCCGUCGUCUCUCGUGAUCCUUCUCCUCUGCGGCUUGCUGCGACUGGUUCUAGUUCCUCUAGGCGCUCCGACGGUAGAAGUAGCGGCUCCUCCAAUGUAACCAAUUUACUACUAGCUGCGGCGCGCUGUGUCGCGGCGCCGUCCCUCUCAGCGCGCGCUGCUCCCAUCUAUGAUGGCGCUGCAGGCUACACUGGAAGGCGGCCCCGUCGUUUCAGCAGACCGGCGGCCCAAGCAAGCCCCGUGCAAGCGACGACGGCGGGCGAACCCGAGGGCGACACGUGGCAGCUGAAGCUGCUGUACGAUGGCGACUGCCCGAUCUGCAUGCGAGAGGUGGACUUCCUACAGGGUCGCAAUAAAGAGUUUGGCACGCUCAAGUUUGUGGACGUAGCAGCGGGUGACUAUAGCGCGGAUGAGCAUGCGGGUGUAUCGUACGAGGCGGCUAUGGGGUCGAUUCACGGGAUACGAAGGGAUGGCAGCGUGGUCACAGGCGUGGAGGCCUUUCGUGAGUUCUAUGAGGCGGUUGGCCUCGGGUGGGUCUAUGCCAUCACCAAGCUCCCUCCGGUCGGCGCUCUGGCAGACGGGAUCUACGAGGUGCGGGCCAAGUACCGCCUGCCACUGUCAGGCCGGCCGUCGUUGCAAGCUGUGAUAGAGGAGCGCAGACGCAACAAGCUCGGUGUGCAAGGGUGCAAGGAGGAGGAGGAGUGCGACGUUAAAUUUUAA